AUGGGCCUACUCAAGAGACCGUCACUGACUUCUCUCGUCCUUCGCAAGUCCCAAGGGAGUACAUCCGAGCUGUUCGGAUUGUCCGUGCCUUCACAGCAGAUUUCAACAUCGUCACAUGACAUAGCAGUCAAUUCUGCGACUCCUGCUCCACACACUCCGCCAAGCUACGUCGGUGGUCGUGCAGUCAAUGAGGGCACAGCGUCAGCAGACUCCGGCCCGAACCUCGACGAGCACUUCGCGUCGCCGCCCACUUCGAUCCUCCGCACCAGCACAAACUUUGCUAGUCCAGUCUUUGUUCCAAAGAGCUUCAGCCUACCGAUCAAUCUCAGCUCUCUCGCACAGCUGAACGACGAUGGAGAGCCCUUUUCUGGGCCAGGUGAGUCGGAUCAAGCCACGCCUCGGCUCGAGGCUGCUACGCCAAAGAUCACACUUGAGCCCGACGCUCACGACGUUUCUCAAUCAGGUGAUGUCGCCACGUCUGGGUGCAAUGCUGCCGAGCAUCAGAUCACGGAUACGCUGCCGGUUGGCCAGCGGGUUGGAUUGGGUUUGCUGCUGCCGCCCCAUAUUGCUCAUCGUAUCCAAGGCGGUUCUCUGUCGCCUGCACCGUCGAUUCUCCCUGGUCGCAUCUCGGCUUCUUCGGAUGACGUCGAAGACCACGAAACUACUGUCACUGGCGAUCCGACGAGCCACAUCCGCUGGUUGGCCAAUCUCGCUGCAACUCGAGCCUCACCGACAGGCGAAGUACAUCUGUCCGGACAGCAGGCCCAGAACACGACCUCACUCCUUGACGAUGGCGCGGGCGCAUCUGUCACGCGCUCACUCUCUGUCGGCGGCUCACUCUCGACGCACCAGACGUCUGCGGAUCUAGAGCAGCUCGUUGACUUUGAACCUGCCAAGAUUGCUAUCCUUCAUGCAAGACGUUCGCCGGAAAUCCACUCUCUGCAGGCCAGUCAUCACGGCAGCACCACUUCGCUCUCGAGUCACGGCACUUCUACGUCUUACGAGUUCUUCCGCACGCACCAGACGCAGGACAACGAUCACGACGCACUCGUUCGCUACGAGGCCACACGCAGCGAUGACCCCGGAUGCACACUCAUCGGUGGCCGUCUCAUCAAUAUUGAUGGCAAGCCGAAAUGCCCACGAUCACCUCCCGCCUCAACGUCACCGGGGCCUCACGCACCGGACGACGUUAACACUCAAGGUCACGUCGCUCGUGCCUCAGACAGCUCGUUUGCCGCCGGACAAGCCCGAGCCGUCUAUCAUCUGGAUACCUCGUUGCUUGCUUCACCUUUCAAUCCACCUCGCUUUGGUCGUGGCGAGGUCAGCCAGGCGGCCAAAGAGAUGCCAGUGCGCGCAUGGCGCGACGAGCGGCCAGUCACGAAGGAGGAAUGGACUGCUGAGCGUACGUUCCAAGAGCGUCGUCUCGAGUCCGAACGCGUAGCCCGCGCUCAGCGCAUCACGAGGCUCACUUCUCCACCUACGCAUCGUCGCAACGCUACAGGUGGCUCUGACGCGCAUCGACUGCUCGGCAGCUCAGGUGCAGGUCAAUCACUCGAUGCUCACAGAGGACCAGAACCUGCAUUGGCCGUUCAGGACAAUGCUACCUUGCAUAGCGCCACCGUAGCCAAUCCUCAUCUCACUCGUUCGGCAUCGAUGUUCGCCAGAUCAAUCAACCUCACGCGCAAGGCUGCCAAGCGACUCAGCCUGACUGCAUCGCCUGAUCGAAUCCUGUGA
Molecule: messenger RNA, 1734 nt
Organism: Mixia osmundae IAM 14324
Lineage: Eukaryota; Fungi; Basidiomycota; Mixiomycetes; Mixiales; Mixiaceae
Exons: 2
Coding region: 1-1734 (577 amino acids)
Source: RefSeq, a predicted model, not a curated record